Molecule: messenger RNA, 706 nt
Organism: Thlaspi arvense
Lineage: Eukaryota; Viridiplantae; Streptophyta; Magnoliopsida; Brassicales; Brassicaceae
Source: the annotation of a GenBank genome assembly
UUUCAUCACCAUUUCAUCGAUACAAGCUUGCGUUUAAGUGUUUCCUCUACAUAAGUUUUGUAAUAAAACAAGAAUCAAUCAAAAGAUGGAAGGCAGAACUGUGGUUUUUAGUGUGGUCAUAAUGACUCUCGUCCUGGUGCAAAUUCAAGUAGACGCAAAGCUCUGCUGCCCGAGCGAGAGUGCCCAAAAUCACUUUAAAUCAUGUGCUCUUGUUGGAAUCCCGUAUACAACUUGUCUAGUAAUGAGUGGAUGCAAAUCUGUUUCUGGAGAUAUUUGCCCUCCAGGAUAUCCUAAUGGCAUUCUCAAACACUCUGCUCAAGGUGAUGCUGUCAAUGAAUACUGCAAGUUAGGUUGUGCAUUCUCUGUGUGCGGUGCUAUGAACACUCUCCAGAACUCCGAUGCAAAUGAAUUUGUGAAUGGAGCCGUUGAACAAUGCACCAAGGCAUGUUCUACUUUAUGCAACAAGGGCUCUCUUACAGCAGUUAAAAGUGCCUAAACAAGUAUAUCAAAUAAGAUGUCACACCUAUAUAAAUGUGUUGUUGUUUUCAAAAUUCUCGUGUACUAUGUGACAACAAUGUUAUAAUCUAAAUAGAUUAUAAUGUGUCCUUAUACUAAAAUCCAAUAUAAAUGAUAAUAAACGAAUGUCGAUAAGUAAACUUAUUAUUUUUUAAUGAUGAAAGAUCUGCAAUUUGAGUUAAGAAUGUUG